Messenger RNA from Cyclopterus lumpus (lumpfish), 4046 nucleotides. It is a transcript of the gene aox6, whose product is annotated as aldehyde oxidase 6. Gene Ontology annotation, molecular function: iron ion binding; FAD binding; molybdopterin cofactor binding. The transcript is spliced from 34 exons. Bases 3 to 4046 code for a protein of 1347 amino acids. The record is from RefSeq and is a predicted model, not a curated record. NCBI's taxonomy places the organism in Eukaryota, Metazoa, Chordata, Actinopteri, Perciformes, Cyclopteridae.
AGAUGUCUCCAGAGAAAGAAGGAGAUACUUUGUGCUUCUUCAUCAACGGGAAAAAGGUAACGGAGAACCAUGCAGACCCUGAGACCACGCUGUUGUCCUUCCUCAGAGAGAAGCUGAGGUUGACUGGAACCAAGUAUGGCUGCGGCGGCGGAGGCUGCGGGGCGUGCACCGUCAUGGUGUCACGCCACCAACCGGCCACCAAAACCAUCACACAUUACUCGGUCAACGCCUGCCUUCUGCCGCUCUGCCAGCUGCACGGAGCGGCCGUCACCACGGUGGAGGGCAUCGGCAGCACCAAGACCAGGAUCCACCCCGUGCAGGAGCGAAUAGCCAAAGCUCACGGCUCCCAGUGCGGCUUCUGCACUCCAGGGAUGGUGAUGUCCAUGUACGCUCUGCUGAGGAACCAGCCUCAGCCCACCAUGGAGGACAUCACCCAGGCUCUCGCUGGUAACCUGUGCAGGUGCACCGGGUACCGACCCAUCGUCGACGGCUGCAGGACCUUCUGUCAGGAAGCAGAGUGCUGCCAGGUGAAAGGAGGCGGAGCCUGUUGCCUCAAUGGAGAGCAAACCGCUGGUGAACCAGAGCCUCCCCGGCUGUUUGACAAAGAGGACUUCCUCCCACUGGACCCGACCCAGGAGCUCAUCUUCCCCCCCGAGCUGAUGCUGAUGGCCGAGGCGGCGAACCCGAAGACGCUCACCUUCCACGGGGAGAGGGUGAGCUGGGUGUCCCCCGCCUCCCUGGAGGAGCUGAUCCAGCUCAAGACCAGCAACCCUAAAGCUCCGCUGGUCGUGGGAAACACCAACAUCGGUCCAGAUAUGAAGUUCAAAGGCAUCCUGCAUCCGCUGAUCAUAUCUCCAACCAGAGUGGUGGAGCUGUUUGAGGUCACUCAGACCCCCCAGGGUCUUUGGGUCGGAGCGGGCUGCAGUCUCACGGAGGUCCGGUCUCUGUUGGAGAAGCUGGUUCCUCAGUUUCCAGCGGAGGAGACCGAGCUGUUCCGAGCCCUGAGCCGACAGCUGGGGCUCUUGGGAAGCCAGCAGAUCCGCAACGUCGCCUCUCUCGGGGGCAACAUCAUGAGCGCAAACCCAAACUCAGACCUGAACCCCGUCUUGGCUGCAGGGAACUGCAGAGUGAGCGUCGUUUCCGACGGAGGACCGCGACAGCUUCCUCUGGAUCAGGACUUCUUUGUGAGCUUUGGGAAAACCCUCCUGAAGCCAGAAGAGAUUCUUGUUUCUGUCUUCAUUCCCUUCUCCAGAAAGGGGGAGUUUGUCGGAGCUUUCCGUCAGGCUCCAAGGAAGGAGAGCUCCUUCUCCACAGUGACCACCGGGAUGAGGGUGUUGUUCUCAGAGGGGUCCCGGCUGGUUCAGGAUGUCAGCAUUUACUUUGGGGGAAUGGGGCCGACCACCGUUAGCGCCACCAGAACCUGCGCGGCUCUCGCCCUGAGGUCUUGGGAUGAUGAGACCCUCAGCCGGGCCUAUGACGUCCUCCUGGACGAGCUGGUCCUCCCUCCGUCGGCUCCGGGAGGAAAAGUGGAGUUUCGUCGCUCUUUGACUCUCAGCUUCCUCUUCAAAUUCAACCUGGAGGUCCUGCAGAAACUUAGAGAAACGGUAAGACAGAAACAUUACAUGUUUCCACCGAGAGUUUGUGUGCAGAAUGUGACGACAGAGGAGCUUCCUGAGAAGAUGCCGGUCCGGCCUCUACCCAGAGAGAUCCAACCUGGUCUGCAGGAGUUCCAGCACGUGUCAAAGGACCAGAGCGACCAGGACCCAGUGGGGCGUCCCAUCAUGCAUCGCUCCGCCCUCAGCCAGGCCACGGGCGAGGCCGUGUACUGUGACGACAUGCCGCCCGCAGACGGCGAGCUCUUCCUGGCUCUGGUCACCAGCUCCCGAGCGCACGCUAAAAUAACAGGGCUGGAUGUGAGAGAGGCUCUGCGGCUUCCCGGUGUGGUCGACGUCAUCACGGCCAAAGAUAUUCCGGGGCAGAGAGUUCGUAAAAUGUUUGAUUAUGAAGAGGAGCUGCUGACUGACAGCGAGGUGUCCUGCAUCGGGCAGAUGUUAUGCGCCGUGGUCGCCGAUACGAGGGCGCACGCCAAACGAGGAGCAGCAGCUGUGAAGGUCGGCUAUGAGGACCUGCCAGACCCGGUCUUUACCUUCGAGGAGGCCAUUGAGAAGUCAUCUUUCUAUGAGCCUCGCAGGAGGAUCGAGAGAGGAAACGUGACGGAAGCCUUUGAGACCGUUGAUCAGGUCCAUGAAGGAGAGUUUCGAAUGGGUGGCCAGGAGCAUUUCUACAUGGAGACCCAGAGCAUGCUGGUCGUUCCCGUUGGCGAGGAGACGGAGUUCAACGCGUACGUCUCCACCCAGUGGCCGACCCUGAUUCAGGAUGCCAUCGCGGAGACGCUGAGCAUCCCGUCAAACAGAGUCACCUGUCACGUCAAAAGGGUUGGCGGCGCUUUCGGUGGGAAGGUCAUGAAAACGUCGAUACUGGCUUGCAUCACCGCUGUGGCUGUGUGGAAGACCAAUCGAGCAGUGCGCUGCGUCCUGGAGCGAGGAGAGGACAUGUUGAUCACCGGAGCCCGUCACCCUGUGCUGGGACAAUACAAAGUGGGUUUCAUGAAUGACGGUCGCAUCGUGGCUGCAGACAUCCAGUACUACGCCAAUGCUGGCAACACGGUGGAUGAAUCCACUCUGGUAGCGGAGAAAAUCCUUCUUCACAUUGACAACGCCUACAACAUCCCCAACCUGAGGGGCCGGGCCGCCGCCUGCAGGACCAACCUGCCCUCCAACACCGCCUUCAGGGGCUUCGGCGUGCCCCAGAGCAUCGUCGUGGUGGAGAACAUGCUCAACGACGUGGCCGCGGUGCUGCGGCGCCCCGCGGACCAGAUCCGGGAGAUCAACAUGUACAGGGGGCCGUCGGUCACCCACUACAAGUUUGAGUUCAGCCCGGAGAACCUGCUGCGCUGCUGGGAGGAAUGCAAGGUCAAGUCCGACUACGCCGCGCGCCGCAGGGCCGCCGACCGGUUCAACCGGCACAACCGCUGGAAGAAGAGGGGGAUGUCCGUCAUCCCCAUUAAAUAUGGGGUUGCGUUUUCGGAUGGCUUCUUGAAUCAGGCUGGAGCUCUGGUCCACAUCUACAAAGAUGGCUCAGUUCUGGUCGCUCACGGCGGGACGGAGAUGGGUCAAGGGCUGCACACCAAAAUGCAACAGGUGGCGAGUCGGGAGCUUCACAUCCCUCCCUCUAAGAUCUACAUCAGUGAAACCAGCACCAACACUGUUCCCAACACGUGCCCCUCCGCCGCCUCGUUUGGUACCGACGCCAACGGCAUGGCGGUCAAGAAUGCCUGUGAGACUCUGCACCAGCGUCUGGAGCCAAUCAGGCAGAAGAACCCUGAAGGAUCAUGGGAGAAUUGGGUCCAGGCUGCAUUUCUGGAGAAGAUCAGUUUGUCUUCAACUGGAUUCUACAGAGGUCCAGACCUCUACAUGGACUGGGACAAGAUGGAGGGGCGGCCUUACGCUUACUUCACUUACGGAGUGUCUUGCUGCGAGGUGGAGCUGGACUGCCUCACAGGAGACUACCGGACGGUGAGGACGGACCUCGUGAUGGACGUCGGCAGAAGUGUGAACCCCUCGGUGGACAUCGGACAGAUUGAAGGCGCCUUCAUGCAGGGUUUGGGCCUCUACACUCUGGAGGAGUUGAAGUUUUCCCCCUCCGGGCUCCUGUACACUCGAGGCCCGUCUCAGUACAAGAUCCCCGCGGUCUGCGACGUGCCGCUCGCCUUCAACGUGUACCUGCUGCCGGACUCCCACAACCCGCACGCCAUCUACUCCUCAAAGGGUAUUGGAGAACCGGUCCUCUUCCUCGGCAGCUCGGUGUUCUUCGCCAUCAAAGACGCGGCGGCUGCAGCUCGCUCCGAGUGCGGCUCAGUCGGCCCGUUUCCCCUCGACAGCCCGGCGACACCGGAGAGGGCGUGUCUGGCUUGUGCCUCCCCGUUCACUCAGAAGAUUCCAGCCGGCAAACCGGGAUCUUUCCAACCGUGGGCCUUAAACAUCUGA